AUGGCAGAAGCAACCAAGUGGUAUGCAGUUGUGACAGGAGCAAACAAAGGAAUUGGAUUUGAGAUAUGCAAGCAAUUAGCUUCUAAAGGAAUCACAGUGAUUGUAACAGCAAGAGAUGAGAGAAGGGGUAUUGAAGCUCUUGAUAAACUCAAGCAACACAUUGAUCUUAAUCUCUCUCAUAAUAACAAUGUGCUUUUCCAUCAACUUGAUGUUACUGACCCUAAUAGUAUAGCAUCUCUUGAAAAUUUCAUCAGAACCCACUUUGGAAAACUUGAUAUCUUGGUGAAUAAUGCAGGACUACUAACUGAGAAGGAGGAAUUAACUGAAGCAUGUAUUAAAACAAAUUACUAUGGAGCUAAAGGAUUAACCAAAGCACUUAUUCCUCUUCUCCAAUUUUCUAGCUCACCAAAAAUUGUCAAUGUUUCCUCAUCCAUGGGAAGGCUAGAGAACAUUCCAAAUGGAUGGCCUAAAGAAGUACUAAGUGAUGUUGAAAACCUUACAGAAGAAAAAAUUGACCAAGUUUUGAAUGAGUUUCUCAAGGAUUUUAAAGAAGGUUCAUUAGAAUCCAAAGGUUGGCCUCUUAAUGUGAGUGCAUAUUCUGUCUCAAAAGUUGCUCUAAGUGCCUACACAAGAAUUUUGGCCAAAAAAUAUCCAUCAAUCUGCAUCAAUGCUAUUUGUCCUGGCUAUAUCAAAACAGAUAUAAAUGAUCAUACAGGUUCUCUAACACCAUAUGAAGGUGCUGAACCAAUUGUUAGGUUGGCAUUGUUAAAUGAUGGUAGUCCUUCUGGCCUCUUUUUCUUUAGAUAUGAAGAUAAACCAUAUUGA
Cicer arietinum (chickpea) is the source of this 825-nucleotide messenger RNA. Its product is annotated as (+)-neomenthol dehydrogenase-like. The record is from RefSeq and is a predicted model, not a curated record. Lineage: Eukaryota; Viridiplantae; Streptophyta; Magnoliopsida; Fabales; Fabaceae. Gene Ontology annotation, molecular function: oxidoreductase activity, acting on the CH-OH group of donors, NAD or NADP as acceptor. Gene Ontology annotation, cellular component: membrane.